Messenger RNA from Hemicordylus capensis (graceful crag lizard), 4174 nucleotides. It is a transcript of the gene KPNB1, whose product is annotated as karyopherin subunit beta 1. Lineage: Eukaryota; Metazoa; Chordata; Lepidosauria; Squamata; Cordylidae. Gene Ontology annotation, cellular component: nucleus; cytoplasm. The transcript has 22 exons. Gene Ontology annotation, molecular function: small GTPase binding; nuclear import signal receptor activity. The record is from RefSeq and is a predicted model, not a curated record. Gene Ontology annotation, biological process: protein import into nucleus. Bases 184 to 2814 code for a protein of 876 amino acids.
AGAGCCGCUUCCGCCGGGGGUGGGGCCGCCCCGCAGCUGAGGGAGAAGUAAAGAGCGCGAAGGGAGAGCCCGACCGACUGAGCGAGCGAACGAGCGAGCGGAGAGGGCGGCGGUGAACACUGACUCCGGUCCUCUCUCCUUCCCUCUUCCCUUCCUCCCUCCCCGGCUUCACCUCACGCCGCCAUGGAGCUUAUCAGGAUUUUGGAGCAGACGGUCUCCCCAGACCGCACCGAGCUUGAGGCGGCUCAGAAGUUCCUAGAACAGGCGGCCAUCGAGAACCUGCCCGCUUUUCUUGUGGAACUGUCCAGAGUGCUGGCAAAUCCAGGAAACAGCCAGGUUGCCAGAGUCGCAGCUGGUUUGCAGAUCAAGAACUCGCUGACAUCUAAAGACCCUGACGUAAAGGCCCAGCACCAGCAGAGAUGGCUUGCAAUCGAUGCCAAUGCUCGCCGAGAAGUCAAGAAUUAUGUUUUGCAGACCUUGGGUACAGAAACUUACAGGCCCAGCUCGGCCUCGCAGUGCGUUGCUGGCAUCGCCUGUGCAGAGAUCCCCAUGAAUCAGUGGCCUGAACUUAUCCCUCAGCUGGUAGCCAAUGUUACAAAUCAACACAGCACAGAACAUAUGAAAGAGUCUACAUUGGAGGCCAUCGGCUACAUCUGUCAGGAUAUUGAUCCAGAACAACUUCAGGACAAGUCAAAUGAGAUCUUGACAGCUAUUAUCCAGGGCAUGAGGAAAGAGGAGCCAAGUAGUAAUGUAAAGCUAGCGGCUACCAAUGCACUCCUGAACUCUUUGGAAUUUACCAAAGCAAAUUUUGAUAAAGAGUCUGAAAGGCACUUUAUUAUGCAAGUAGUCUGUGAAGCGACACAGUGUCCAGAUACAAGGGUGCGAGUAGCUGCCUUACAGAACUUGGUGAAAAUUAUGUCCCUCUAUUACCAGUAUAUGGAGACAUAUAUGGGUCCUGCACUUUUCGCUAUCACAAUUGAAGCCAUGAAAAGUGACAUCGAUGAGGUGGCUCUGCAAGGAAUCGAGUUCUGGUCAAAUGUUUGCGAUGAAGAGAUGGACCUGGCAAUUGAGGCAUCAGAAGCAGCAGAGCAAGGGAGGCCUCCAGAGCACACCAGCAAAUUCUAUGCCAAGGGUGCACUCCAGUAUCUUGUCCCAAUUUUGACACAGACACUGACCAAGCAGGAUGAGAACGAUGACGAUGACGACUGGAACCCCUGCAAAGCUGCUGGAGUCUGCCUCAUGCUUUUGGCCACCUGCUGUGAAGAUGACAUUGUCCCUCAUGUUCUUCCCUUUAUCAAAGAACAUAUAAAGAACCCAGACUGGCGAUAUCGAGAUGCUGCUGUCAUGGCAUUUGGAUGCAUUUUGGAAGGACCAGAGCCCAACCAGCUCAAACCCCUUGUCAUUCAGGCUAUGCCCACCCUAAUAGAAUUAAUGAAGGAUCCCAGCGUAGUCGUCAGAGACACAACUGCAUGGACUGUGGGCCGGACCUGUGAGCUCCUCCCUGAAGCAGCUAUAAAUGAUAUUUACCUCGCUCCAUUGUUGCAGUGUCUAAUUGAAGGCUUGAGUGCAGAGCCAAGAGUGGCCUCCAAUGUAUGCUGGGCGCUCUCUAGUUUGGCAGAAGCUGCUUAUGAAGCUGCUGAUGUGGCUGAUGAUCAGGAGGAACCAGCAACAUACUGUUUAUCCUCAUCGUUUGAGCUAAUAGUUCAGAAACUCUUGGAGACCACAGACAGGCCUGAUGGACACCAGAAUAACCUGAGGAGUGCAGCAUAUGAAUCUCUGAUGGAGAUAGUGAAAAACAGCGCCAAGGACUGUUACCCUGCUGUCCAGAAGACAACUUUAGUUAUAAUGGAACGGCUGCAACAAGUGCUCCAGAUGGAGUCCCAUAUCCAGAGCACAUCUGAUAGAAUCCAGUUCAAUGAUCUUCAGUCUUUGCUGUGUGCCACUUUACAGAAUGUCCUUCGUAAAGUGCAGCACCAAGAUGCUUUGCAGAUCUCAGAUGUGGUGAUGGCAUCUCUCCUGAGGAUGUUCCAGAGCACAGCAGGAUCAGGGGGUGUCCAAGAGGAUGCCCUCAUGGCUGUUAGCACCCUGGUGGAAGUAUUGGGAGGAGAGUUUCUCAAGUAUAUGGAUGCCUUCAAGCCUUUCCUGAGCAUUGGGUUGAAAAACUAUGCUGAAUACCAGGUCUGUCUGUCUUCAGUGGGCUUAGUGGGUGACUUAUGCCGGGCUCUGCAGUCCAACAUCCUGCCUUUCUGUGAUGAAGUUAUGCAGCUCCUCUUGGAAAACUUGGGGAAUGAAAAUGUGCAUCGGUCUGUAAAGCCCCAGAUUCUCUCAGUGUUUGGAGACAUUGCUCUUGCAAUUGGAGGGGAAUUUAAAAAAUACUUAGAGGUUGUACUAACUACCCUACAACAAGCUUCUCAAGCCCAGGUUGAUAAGUCUGAUUAUGACAUGGUGGAUUACCUGAAUGAAUUGCGAGAGGGCUGUUUGGAAGCAUAUACAGGCAUCAUCCAGGGACUGAAAGGAGAUCAAGAGAAUGUGCAUCCGGACGUGAUGCUGGUGCAACCCAGAGUAGAAUUCAUCUUGUCUUUCAUAGACCAUGUUGCUGCAGAUGAGGAUCAUACUGAUGGGGUCGUAGCCUGUGCAGCUGGUCUGAUAGGGGAUUUGUGCACAGCAUUUGGAAAAGAUGUCCUCAAGUUGGUAGAAGCUAGGCCCAUGAUACAUGAAUUGCUAACUGAAGGAAGGAGGUCAAAGACGAACAAAACAAAAACCCUUGCUACCUGGGCCACUAAAGAGCUGAGAAAACUGAAGAAUCAAGCUUGAUCUGUUACUAUCGGGAUGACACCUGAGACCCCCACUGGAAAUCUCCAAACUAUUGAGAAAAAAAAACCCAACCCGGAAGUGAGGAGUAUGCACGGAUGCUGAGUGUUUGGGAAUGAGAGGAUGAGUGAGUGAGAGGCUUAAACACACCACGGUGAAAAUCCAGCCACAACAAAAGGCAGCAGCGCUGUUAAUGGAGCUAAUCACUGACUUGCGUAGCAGAAAAACCUUGUCAUCGCUUGCCUCCAGGAAGUGGAAAACUGAUUGAUUUCUAUACUUCAAUGCAGUCUCUUCCGACAGAGACGAGGACUAACUUCUGUGUCUUUUGGCCAGUGAAGAGGGAGAUGAAUUGGUCUGGGAGAUGAAAGCUAGCUUCAGGUUCAAUUUGAGUGCUCAUAUAAAGGUCUGGCUUUCGUUGCUAGAGAGAAAGGAGGAGGUAGGAUCCCCAGCCUGCCUGAUGUCACCUUUUGGAGGUUGGGGAGGGGAGUUUUUGGCCGCACAGUGCUGUCAGUGCACGAGAGAAACGGGAAGGGUGAAGGAUUUUCUUUCCAGAGUGAGUGUGUGUGAAUGAGGCGGUAUCUACAUUCUCAACUUUAAGUCAUUGCAGUUAAUCUUUCCCAAAAAGAAAUACUGAAGAGGUUAGGAGUUGCAUUUCAUAAACUAACAAGUUCAAUCUACUUGAAGCAGCAGCAGAAGAAUAAGAGAGUUUAUGGGGGGUGGGGGGGGAAGAAGUUGCUCUGUAUAGGGCUUCUUUAGGGAAUCGCUGGUGGGAUGUUCAGAGCUCCCGUCGUGACACUUUUUUCACGAUCUUGUUUCAUUAAAAAGCGCCUUUCCUUCCUUAAUUUUGUUCAACUGUGAAUGUAGAAACCUGGGGGGUGGGGAGGGUGUCCCAAAAAAGGGUCUCGCGUUAAGGAGAGAGAUUAGGAUUGUUUCUCCAAAUGGGAUACGAGGCUUUAAAAUAAAAAAUGACUAUGCGUAGAUUUGGCAACAAAAUAAACGCAAAGGGAAAAAGCCCCUCUCUUGGCGUGAACUAAGCAGCCUGAACCACACACAAAACUGUGCCAAAGAGUUAAAAAGGAAACAAGGAAACAAAACUUCAGGAAAUAUUUUGGAUUGAAAAAAUGAGGUUGAAAUUCAAAUGUUCAAACAAAGCAAAAAAGAUAAAAAUACGAUUUGGAAACCGCUUGGCCUAUUUGUUCUCUUUAUUUGAUUCUGAUACGGUAUUAGUCUUGCUGCACUUCAAAAAGGAAAAAUUUAUAUAAAUAUAUAUAUAUAUACUGACUUGAGCUUACACAGGAUGGCACUUGUAAAAGGUUAUAUUUUUCCACUGCAGUUGAAGAUUAAUAAAAUGGUGUCAAACAUU